AUGGCCGCUGCUUCUCUCCAUCUAAGCCCUGAGGUCGGAUUAUACUCGCCAGAGGUGGUACAGCGCUGCCAAGAGAAGUUCGGUUGGAACGAUACCAGUCCUGACCUCUUUGUACUUGAGCUGCUGGACGUAGUACUGAAGGCAUGGGCUAAAGAGAUGCCGGAGUCCUUUGGGGAGGACUCGCCUUUUAUGUCUACCCUCAAAGGUGACUGGGGUGAGUUUCAAGUGCUGAAGCCGGUUGUACAGCUGAGCGAGAAAAACGCAUCGCCAUACUACUCAUCUGCUCCAGAGCCUAAUUGCUCUCGGGAGAGUACUGCAGUGGCAUGGCAAUAG
Molecule: messenger RNA, 333 nt
Organism: Fusarium verticillioides 7600
Lineage: Eukaryota; Fungi; Ascomycota; Sordariomycetes; Hypocreales; Nectriaceae
Exons: 1
Coding region: 1-333 (110 amino acids)
Source: RefSeq, a predicted model, not a curated record